UCAUUGUACUGAGUCAGCGGCCAUGCGCAAAUGGAUGCAGAGGAGGGCUGUCCUGUGUAGGCUGUAGUCUACAUAAGAUCUCUGCCUGCGGGACUGCUCACACAUUGCCGACUGGAAAUCCCAGGCAGCAGCUGGAGCCUUGACUUGCAUUUAUCAUCCAGACGCACUGAUUUUAUUAGGAAAACAUAAAUCCAGGAUAGUCUGACGGGUACCUUGGGAUCUCUCCAACAACCCCUCCUCCUCCUAUUCUCGGACCAUCUCGGACCACGGAUGCAGAGAGCAACAACGAUGCGGCGGCUUUGCUGUUAACUCGUUGGACUCCCCCCCGCCCCCCUCCUCUGUUUUUGCCGGUUAUAUCUAAAGGAGGCAGAAUAAAACCAUAAUGAAGCUCAAACCGAACCAGACCAGGACAUACGAUGGCGAGGGCUUCAAGAAACGAGCAGCAUGUCUGUGCUUCAAGAAUGAACGUGAAGAAGAGGUUCUGCUGGUCAGCAGCAGUCGGCACCCGGACCAGUGGAUCGUCCCCGGAGGUGGGAUGGAGCCAGAAGAGGAGCCAUGUGGUGCCGCAGUGCGAGAGGUGUUUGAGGAGGCCGGUGUGAAGGGCAAGCUAGGACGUCUGCUCGGUGUAUUUGAGCAAAACCAGGAUCGGAAGCACCGGACGUAUGUGUACGUUUUGACGGUCACAGAAACACUGGAGGCGUGGGAAGACUCUGUCAACAUAGGCCGGAAGCGGGAGUGGUUCACUGUGGACGAGGCCAUCAAAGUGCUGCAGAGCCACAAACCCGUCCACGCCGAGUACCUGCGGAGGCUCCAGCUCAGCUGCUCCCCAACCAACGGAAACUCCAUCCUCCCGGGCCCACCACCAAACGACAACUACCCCCAUUACAGCGCUACCGCCACCACCCCCUCGACGGGCAGCGUGUUGGGCACCUCCUGCAGAUAGGACUGCAUUACCUCGUGUCCUGUCCAGCAUGGACAGUUCAAUGAAAAUCUGUACAGUCUUGCAUGAAACUUUUCAGAGUUACGGCUCUCCUGUAUGUAUAAUUUCUAGUCUUAGCUGCAGGACACACCAAAGCCAUCGCCAGAACUGUGUUAAAGACUCGUGUGACAGAGCGGGAGAAGUCUCUGACAGAAAAACUGUGGAUAUAGCUAUCUCAAAAAUACUUUUCUUUUGCUGGCAAACACCAGACUCACGAGCUGGAGCUUUGGAAGAGGAAGCUGCAGCAGACUCUGCUGGCGUGAUUGACCUGGUGAAGGAAUGCCUUACAGUAACUUUGUAUGAAUGUUUUAUUUGAGUGGUUUUUAUUUUACUAACGGUCAUUUUUAUUUUCUUUUAGCAGAAUGGAUAUGCUUUCUAGCCAAUAAAAGAGUAAUUGCGAGUCCAUGUGGGGAAUGUUUCCAGACUUAAUUAUGUCUUAGUCAUCAACCCAUGAUGAAAACAGCAUAUAUCAUCUUCUUCUACAUGGAUCUCAUUUUAAAAAAGACACUUGAGUAUUGAUAUGUUUCAGAGAUCUCCUCUGUUGCAUUUUAAUGCAAAGUGGGAUUAUCUUUAUCUUUCGCCACGUAAUCAUUAAUUAUUAACAUAUUUCUAAAGAUUAAUUAAUCAAGUUAAUUGGUCUAAACUAAAAGCCACCCCCAACAUCUCCUUUUUAAAAAGAAAAAAAAGGAUGGUGCUGUGAAGGUAACUAAAGCGAAAAUAUUUUAAACAAUUAGUAAAGAGAACAAAAUGAGAAAAUGCCAUGACAGAAAUUGCUUUUGGCCCUGAAUGGCGGGGUCGAAGGUCAAAGACGUACUAUCUCACAGGACUUUACCAGCUGUCAGUGGGUUGAUACCUCAGUAAACUGGAUCUGAGUCAUGAGGCUGUGCUCGAGAUCCUUUAACACAACCCUACAGUGUUCAUAGUUAAACUUCAGCCAAUGCCUCUGGAGUUACGAGUUCAUUAACCUCGACUGAUCCAACAAACUGGUCUGUUGUUCACUUAUAGCCACAUACCUUUCAUCAGUGCUUUCGGUUUCCCAUGUUGUCCAAAUGAAAGUAUUUCAUGGUGUAAAGUACAUCUUUGCCUUCGGUGUUACAUGAUGCUAGGGUCAAUUGAGUUAAUUUCAACUGUGGUAAUUUAAAAGUGGAUUUUCUUCACAUCAUUUGUAUAUUUUACCUUGAGUGAAAAUAACUGUGGUUGACUGCUCUCUUUAGAUGAAUGUCUAGCAGUUUUAUCAUGUCUCAUGGUGCUGCAAGGCAAUAUGAUAAAACCGACCACCAAAUGACAUUAUUUCUAUGUACGAUAUGAUUGUUGUUUUGUCCACCAUCUGCAAGUAACUAAAUUACUUCCGCCUAGGGCUGCAACAAAUUAUUUUCAUUAUGGAUUAAUCUGCCGAUUCUUUAAAAAAAAUAAAUAAAUAAAAAUAAAUUAGGAAUCUAUUAAUGGUUUGGUCUAUAGACUGUUGAAAAAUUGUAAAAAAUGCCCAUAACAGUUUCUGUCGACCGAUAAUCGACUAAUCGUUUCAGGUCUACUUGCUUUCCACAAAGUCUGAAGAGCUGCUGAACUCUGUCAGGGAAAACAGUAAUGCAGUUUUAAUAUAAUUUUUUUAAUAUUUCUUCCUGGUUUUUGGGUCAAUGCUUAAACACGCUCAAUUUUAGGGGCGUCAUGGGGUCUAAGAUGCAUACCAUGUUUCCUGUCUGCCUCUCCACUAUAUACUGUCAACUACAUUUUGAAUAUAAAGACAGAAAUCCAAAGACAAUGGCUCAAAUUAGCAGUUAAAAUGUCACAUUUCAGAUCAUUAUUUUUUGCUUAUAUAACUGUUCUCACUGAAAAGAGACACCCACUCACUCCUGUGCUGACAGCUGAAUGACGACUAGUAAACAUACAGAGAUUUGUAAAUAGCUUUGAAGAGAAACAUUGAACAUGUGUUUUUAACCUGAAUGAACCUGUAAAAUUUCUCUUAAUAUUUUAUAUAUUUUUUAACAAUGUAUAAAUGGCAGGAAAAAAAAACAUGUAGAAAACCCUCUGAGAACUGUAUGUACAGUAUAUUUGUAUAGAUGACAAUGUGCCACAGGGUUUGGGAUAUGAAGGUUGGUCAGUUUGUGAAUAGAGAUGGUUGAGUUAAUGCAUUUUAAAUCAUGAUUUGGUGAAAUCAGUAUGUUUGUCCAUUAUGAAUGAGAUGUUCAGUGAGACAGCACAAAAUAAGGACGGGAUAGAAGUUAACUUCAACUUUAGAUUGGCAAAAAUAUUUAAAGUCUGGAUCUUCAAAACUUUUAAGAUGUUGGAAAAACUAAACACAUAUUUAUAUAUAUUGUAAUGUGUAUAUAUAUGUAAUGAUCAGAGGAAUGUUUUGGAGGCUUUGGUAAGAAUGAAAAUUAGUUUGAAUUUAUCAUAUACUUAUUCCAACUGAAACUAAAAACAUAUCUCCUUUUCUCAGUUUUCCCAUGUGACCCACACUUAUGCUUCAAAGCAUUAGUGUCCUUUCACCUGCUCCAUUACAAGGUCUUAUCUGCAAUAUCAUAAACUCUGAUACACCAAUUCAGCAUUCAUAAACUUUCAGCCUUGUUUGACGAGUAAAAUAAGGACUCCAACCACCUCAACCCCUCUCUGUGUGUGUGUGUAAGUGUGUAUUGUUGGUUGAUGAACGUGAAAUAUGAUGUGCCAAAUUAAAACAUCGGUUGGUGUUCAGGUGGGAAAAAUUUUGAUGUCACAUUAUAUUAUACAGUUUUUUAGGCCAACCGCUUUGUGAAAGAAAAAUAAUGACCUUAAACAUUGUUUGAUGAAUUUCAUUAAUGUAAUUUUUAGAAUAUAAUCAUUUAUAAUGUGAAAAAGUGAUCUGCAUCCUUCAUUGGUAAAAGUAUGGCUAAUGAACCACAGGCACUACCCCAUAUUUUUUUUUAAAACCAGUUGUCAUGUAACAGCAUAUAAGGCUACAAUCCAAAUAAUCCAAAAUAAUAAAUUUAACUUUAACCCAUUCAUCUUAAUAUUUUACAGCUCAGCAUCCCCCUGAAACACCUUCUUUCUCCACUUGUUGGAACCUUUGUUUGAUGCUUGGGUCUAUGUUGAUCUGUGAAUGCUCCUUUUAGGGGCAAAGCAUGUCACUAAGGAUUAGAAUCCCACACAUGAAAUGUAUGUGCUCAAAUACAAAAAUGUAAGACAGCCUGGACACAAGCAUCCAUAAAUGACUUUUGUGGAUUUGGACAGCUUGAUUAUUUUCUGAACACAUUAUGUCACAUGGAUGUAUCUAGAGCAGUUUUAUCAAAGCAAACUAAAGAUUUGUCACCAUUUUGUCAUGAUUAUUAUGCACAGAAAAGUUUAACGUGAUAAUGUGUGAACGUGAUUGGAAAGUGGACUGGAAAGAUUGUUUUGAGAAAAGAUUGCAUUAAAGGGGAAAAAUCUUA
Messenger RNA from Siniperca chuatsi (mandarin fish), 4380 nucleotides. RefSeq names its product nudix (nucleoside diphosphate linked moiety X)-type motif 4b (gene nudt4b). Gene Ontology annotation, cellular component: nucleus; cytoplasm. The record is from RefSeq and is a predicted model, not a curated record. Bases 383 to 943 code for a protein of 186 amino acids. Gene Ontology annotation, biological process: diadenosine pentaphosphate catabolic process; diphosphoinositol polyphosphate metabolic process; adenosine 5'-(hexahydrogen pentaphosphate) catabolic process. The transcript is spliced from 5 exons. Gene Ontology annotation, molecular function: bis(5'-adenosyl)-pentaphosphatase activity; diphosphoinositol-polyphosphate diphosphatase activity; bis(5'-adenosyl)-hexaphosphatase activity. Lineage: Eukaryota; Metazoa; Chordata; Actinopteri; Centrarchiformes; Sinipercidae.